UCCUGCCUGGCCGGUCGGGCCACUGGAGACGCUCUACCCGAAGCGCAGCUCUCGAUGAGCCGCGCCCUGCGUCCUCACGCCGAGGCGGCCGGGCGAUGCGCUUGCGCACUGAUCGUUCACACCAUAUGUGCCCUGUCCCAGUGCGCGGGUCUGUGGAGAGCCGGGUGCGAGCGGCGGCAGCGCGGUGGGAACCGUGCCGAGUGGAGCCCAGAGUCGGCGGGGGGACAGUGGGUCUGUGAGAGACCGAAUAGAGGGGCUGGGGUCACGAGCGCCUCUGACAAGCGAUGGGGAAGAAACAGAAAAACAAGAGCGAAGACAGUGCCAAGGAUGACAUUGAUCUUGAUGCCUUGGCUGCAGAAAUAGAAGGGGCUGGUGCUGCCAAGGAACAGGAACCUCAAAAGUCAAAGGGAAAAAAGAAAAAGGAGAAAAAAAAGCAGGACUUCGAUGAAGAUGAUAUCCUGAAAGAACUGGAAGAAUUGUCUUUGGAAGCUCAAGGCAUCAAAGCUGACAGAGAAACUACUGGAGUGAAGCCAACAGAAAACAAUGAAGAAGAAUUCACUUCAAAACAAGAUAAAAAAAAGAAAGGACAGAAGGGCAAGAAACAGAGUUUUGAUGAUAAUGAUAGUGAAGAAUUAGAAGAAAAAGAUUCAAAAUCAAAAAAGACUGCAAAACCAAAAGGGGAAGUAUAUUCUGGGAGUGAUGAUGAUGAUGAUUUUAAUAAACUUUCUAAGAAAGCUAAAGGGAAAGCUCAAAAAUCAAAUAAGAAGUGGGAUGGAUCAGAAGAGGAUGAGGGUAACAGUAAAAAAAUUAAAGAACGUUCCAGAGUAAAUUCUUCAGGUGAAAGCGGAGAUGAAUCAGAUGAAUUUUUGCAGUCUAGAAAAGGACAGAAAAAAAAUCAAAAGAAUAAGCAAGGUCCUGAUGUCGAAAGUGGGAAUGAAGAUGAUGACUCCUCUUUCAAAAUUAAGACAGUGGCCCAAAAGAAGGCAGAAAAAAAGGAGCGUGAGAGAAAAAAGCGAGAUGAAGAAAAAGCAAAACUACGGAAGCUGAAAGAAAAAGAAGAGUUAGAAACAGGUAAAAAGGAUCAGAGUAAACAAAAAGAUUCUCAAAAGAAAUCUGAAGAGGAAGCUGUAAAAUCCAAAGUGACAUUUGAUACUGGAGUAACCUCUGCCUCUGAAGAGAAAGGAGAGAUUCCCACAGCUGCAGAAGAUGACAAUGAAGGAGACAAAAAGAAAAAAGAUAAGAAGAAAAAAAAGGGGGAAAAGGAAGAAAAAGAGAAAGAAAAGAAAAAAGGACCUAGUAAAGCCACUGUUAAAGCUAUGCAAGAAGCACUAGCUAAGCUUAAAGAAGAAGAAGAAAGACAGAAGAGAGAAGAGGAAGAACGUAUAAAACGACUCGAAGAAUUAGAAGCCAAGCGUAAAGAAGAGGAACGAUUGGAACAAGAAAAAAGAGAAAGGAAAAAGCAAAAAGAAAAGGAAAGAAAAGAACGCUUGAAAAAAGAAGGGAAACUUUUAACUAAAUCCCAGAGAGAAGCCAGAGCCAGAGCUGAAGCUACCCUUAAACUUCUACAAGCUCAGGGUGUUGAAGUGCCAUCAAAAGACUCUUUGCCAAAGAAAAGGCCAAUUUAUGAAGAUAAAAAGAAGAAAAAAAUACCACAGCAGCUAGAAAAUAAAGAAGUGUCUGAACCAGUGGAAUUAAGUGCUACUGUGGAAGUUGUGGAACAAGGAGUACCAGAAAAGGAAGAGACACCACCUCCUGUUGAACCAGAAGAAGAAGAAGAAACUGAAGAUGCUGGAUUGGAUGAUUGGGAAGCUAUGGCUAGUGAUGAGGAGAGAGAAAAAGAAGGAAACACAGUUCAUAUAGAAGUAAAAGAAAACCCUGAAGAGGAGGAGGAAGAGGAAGAAGAAGAAGAGGAAGAAGAAGAGAGUGAAGAGGAAGAGGAAGAGGAGGGAGAAAGUGAAGGCAGUGAAGAUGAUGAGGAAGAUGAAAAGGUGUCAGAUGAGAAGGAUUCAGGGAAAACAUUAGAUAAAAAGCCGAGUAAAGAAAUGAGCUCAGACUCUGAAUAUGACUCUGAUGACGAUCGAACUAAAGAAGAAAGGGCUUAUGACAAAGCAAAACGGAGAAUUGAGAAACGGCGACUUGAACAUAGUAAAAAUGUAAAUACUGAAAAGCUAAGAGCCCCUGUUAUCUGUGUACUUGGACAUGUGGACACAGGGAAGACAAAAAUUCUAGAUAAACUUCGUCACACGCAUGUUCAAGAUGGUGAAGCGGGUGGUAUUACACAGCAAAUUGGGGCCACCAAUGUUCCUCUCGAAGCUAUUAAUGAACAGACUAAGAUGAUUAAAAAUUUUGAUAGGGAGAAUGUGCGGAUUCCAGGAAUGCUGAUUAUUGAUACUCCUGGGCAUGAGUCUUUCAGUAAUCUGAGAAACAGAGGAAGCUCUCUUUGUGAUAUCGCCAUUUUAGUUGUAGAUAUUAUGCAUGGUUUGGAGCCCCAGACAAUUGAAUCCAUCAACCUUCUCAAAUCUAAAAAAUGCCCCUUCAUUGUGGCACUCAAUAAGAUUGACAGGUUAUAUGAUUGGAAAAAGAGUCCUGACUCUGAUGUAGCUGCUACUUUAAAGAAGCAGAAAAAGAAUACAAAAGAUGAAUUUGAGGAACGAGCAAAGGCUAUUAUUGUGGAAUUUGCACAGCAGGGUUUGAAUGCUGCUUUGUUUUAUGAGAAUAAAGAUCCCCGCACUUUUGUGUCCUUGGUACCUACCUCUGCACAUACUGGUGAUGGCAUGGGAAGUCUGAUCUACCUUCUUGUUGAGUUAACUCAGACCAUGCUGAGCAAGAGACUUGCACACUGUGAAGAGCUGAGAGCACAGGUGAUGGAGGUUAAAGCUCUCCCAGGGAUGGGCACGACUAUAGAUGUUAUAUUGAUCAAUGGGCGUUUGAAGGAAGGAGAUACAAUCAUUGUUCCUGGAGUAGAAGGGCCCAUUGUAACUCAGAUUCGAGGCCUUCUCUUACCUCCUCCUAUGAAGGAAUUACGAGUGAAGAACCAGUAUGAAAAGCAUAAAGAAGUAGAAGCAGCUCAGGGGGUAAAGAUUCUUGGAAAAGACCUGGAGAAAACAUUGGCCGGUUUACCCCUCCUGGUGGCUUAUAAAGAAGAUGAAAUCCCUGUUCUUAAGGAUGAAUUGAUCCAUGAGUUAAAGCAGACACUAAAUGCUAUCAAAUUAGAAGAAAAAGGAGUCUACGUCCAGGCAUCUACACUGGGGUCUUUGGAAGCUCUACUUGAAUUUCUGAAAACAUCAGAGGUGCCCUAUGCUGGAAUUAACAUUGGCCCAGUGCAUAAAAAAGAUGUUAUGAAGGCUUCAGUGAUGUUGGAACAUGAUCCUCAGUAUGCAGUAAUUUUGGCCUUUGAUGUGAGAAUCGAGCGAGAUGCACAAGAAAUGGCUGAUAGUUUAGGAGUUAGAAUUUUUAGUGCAGAAAUUAUUUAUCAUUUAUUUGAUGCCUUCACGAAAUAUAGACAAGACUAUAAGAAACAGAAACAAGAAGAAUUUAAGCACAUAGCAGUAUUUCCCUGCAAGAUGAAAAUCCUCCCUCAGUACAUUUUCAAUUCUCGAGAUCCAAUAGUGAUGGGGGUCACUGUGGAAGCAGGUCAGGUGAAACAGGGGACACCCAUGUGCGUCCCAAGCAAAAAUUUUGUUGACAUUGGAAUAGUAACAAGUAUCGAAAUAAACCAUAAACAAGUGGAUGUUGCAAAAAAAGGACAAGAAGUUUGUGUCAAAAUAGAACCUAUCCCUGGUGAAUCACCCAAAAUGUUUGGAAGGCAUUUUGAAGCUACAGACAUUCUUGUCAGUAAGAUCAGCCGGCAGUCCAUCGAUGCACUCAAAGACUGGUUCAGAGAUGAAAUGCAAAAGAGUGACUGGCAGCUUAUUGUGGAGCUAAAGAAAGUAUUCGAAAUCAUCUAAUUUUUCCAAAUGGAGCAGGAAUUGGAAUAAAUACAAUACUAUGUUGUAAUAUCCCAACAAAAAACAAGACAAAAAAUGGAACAGAUGUAUCUGGACACUGAUGGACUUAAGUAUGGAAGGAAAAAAAUAGGUGUAUAAAAUGUUUUCCAUGAGAAACCAAGAAACUUACACUGGUUUGACAGUGGUCAAUUACAUGUCCCCACAGUUCCAAUGUGCCUGUUCACUCACCCUGCCCCCCUUUCCCACUUGGCUGCUGUUUUAAAGUUUGCCCUUCCCCAAAUUUGGAUUUUUAUUACAGAUCUAAAGCUCUUUCGAUUUUAUACUGAUUAAAUCAGUACUGCAGUAUUUGAUUAACCAAGCUUCUGCAGAUUUUGUGAUUCUUGGGACUUUUUUGAUGUAAGAAAUACUACUUUAUUUAUGCAUAUUCUUCCCACAGUGAUUUUUCCAGCACUCUUCUGCCAUAUGCCCCUUAGGAAUUUUUUAAAAUAGAAAAUUAGGCAUUCUGAUAUUUAUCUGCUUUGUGUGAAACCAUGGUGUAAAGCACAGCUGGCUGCUUUUUACUGCUUGUGUAGUCGUGAGAGUCCAUUGUAAUCAUCACAGUUCCAAACUACCAAUAAAGAAAACCCGUAAGCUCUGUUAGGCUUCCAUGUUAGUGUAGCUUCUCCCCCUUGAGUCCUCAGGACAAGCAAGUAUUACCUUACCCAACUAUCACACUACCAUGUAUACCAGCAUAUGGUUACAGUAGGGAUUUUUAUACAUUAAUCUUGGUCUGUUUUGUCAUAGAAAAGUCUAUCAUGCAUACAUUUUCUGGUAUUUUGGCUUAUUGCUUCUUUCUAAAUUGUUGCAGAGACACCAUAAUGAUUUAUUUGUAGUAGUAAUCUAAUUGUAGCUAGUUUUAUGGUUUUCACAAAGAAAGUAGGGAGUGGGUCCAAGUGAGCUCUUUUCCCCUGCCCUUUAGAAACCUGCUAGAUAUUAGGUCGUACUCCCUGUGUAUAGCACAGUGUUGAAGUCAAUGUGGAGUGUGUGAGAAAAAAAGUUCCAAGUAUUCACUAAUAUUAGAAAAUUAUAAACUAUAUUUUUUAAGUGUUAUGGCAUAACAUAUAACAAAAUAUUUUAUAUAUGUUUGAAAAUCUGUACCAUUCUUAUCAAAGUUUCUCAAGGGCCAGUAGAGGCAGACAAUACCAUCUCUCAAUUAUCUGUGGGAUAUAGUGUUCCCAGGAAAAACUUAAUCUUCAAAUGGGUGUGGGAGUGUUCUAAUUUAAAAUAUGUAAAUUUCUCCACAUGGAAGAAGUAAAGAUUUUUCUUAACA
Molecule: messenger RNA, 5256 nt
Organism: Microcebus murinus (gray mouse lemur)
Lineage: Eukaryota; Metazoa; Chordata; Mammalia; Primates; Cheirogaleidae
Gene: EIF5B
Product: eukaryotic translation initiation factor 5B
Biological process (GO): translational initiation
Cellular component (GO): cytoplasm; mitochondrion
Molecular function (GO): GTP binding; GTPase activity; translation initiation factor activity
Source: RefSeq, a predicted model, not a curated record